CUUUUGACUAUGCACUCUGCACGUGGGCCAUUUGAGGAUGAAAAAACACUCUCUGGGGUUUUACACCCUGACCUCUGAGAUAUGUGAAUUGCCAAUCAAUUUUUUGGCUAGUAGAAAAAGAAGAAGAAGAAAGACAUUAGACAAUUCAAUCAACUUACUCAACCAUGAGCAUCACUAGCCUAUUCAGCAGACUUCUAUGGAAGGAAGAAGCUAUCGAAGAAGAACUUGAAGAAGCCGCAAAAGUGGAGUCCAUCUGGAUUUUCCCAAUCAAGUCAUGCCGUUGGAUUUCUGUUUCCCAAGCUCCCGUCACUCCCACUGGGUUCCGGUGGGAUCGGCUAUGGAUGGUGGUGAAUUCAAGCGGCAGAGCAUGUACUCAGAGAGUCCACCCCAAGCUUGCUCUGGUUGAAGUGGCUCUACCUCCUGAGGCAUUUCGGGAAGAUUGGGAACCCCAUCGCGGCUCGUUUCUCGAGGUAAGGGCUUCUGGAAUGAAUGUCCUGAAGGUCCCAUUAAUUGAGCCUUCUACUUUAUCCGAUGGUGUCUCGGUGUGGGGGUGGACCGGCGCCGCCUUGGACGAGGGAGAUGAAGCGGCAGAAUGGUUCACCCAGUAUCUUGAGCAACCUAGCCGGCUCGUGCGCUUUCAUGAAGCAUCACAGACUAGGCCUGCAGACCCCAAGUAUGCUGCUGGCCAUAAUAUCAAGUUCACUGAUGCCUAUCCGAUUCAUCUGGCAUCCCAGAAAUCACUGGAUGCUUUGAAUGAGAAGUUGGAGGAGCCUGUACCAAUGAAUAGAUUUAGACCUAACAUUCUUGUUGAUGGAUGUGCAGCAUAUGCUGAAGACUUUUGGAAAGAGAUCAAGAUUAACGGAUUAAAAUUUGAUACUGCACAACUUUGUGAACGUUGCAAGGUCCCAAGGUUUAAUCAAGAAACUGCAGAAAUGGGCUCUGAGCCUAAUCAAACUCUUACAAAGUUCCGCUCAAUUGAGACCUUGCAUCCAGAUAAUAAACAACACGGAAAGAUAUAUUUCGGGCAGUUCUUCGUUUGUGGUGAAGGGCAUGUUCAAGCUAAAAAUAAGACAAUAAAAGUGGGGGAUCCAGUUUAUGUCCUCAAGAUGGUGUCAUCAUAUAAGGAUGUUCCGUUUUGAACUUCAUUCCUUUGAUUGAUGAAAUGUGAUCCUUUUUACUUGUAGUAUGACUUCAGAUUUUCCAUAAAUAAAUUGUUCGCUGCUCUGAGCAUUCUUGCUUUUCUUAAAUAAACAAUAAUUGUCGCAAGAGAUGUGACUUUUGCUCUAAAGUGAGCGUCUUUCUAUGAACUUGCCAAGAUGGUGCAAUUUGAACUUCAAGCUCGUUGUUGCUGCUCCAUUGUUUACCUAUACGCUGGGACUACAGACUGGAACCGGGAACGAACCGGAACCGACCAGGAACCGGAAAUAGAGGUCCCUUCCCCGGGCCUCCAUAUAUAUUUUUUAAAGACCAGUCGGCUUUUGGGACCGGAACCGGCUCGGACCGGGACUGGGUACAUGCCUAACUUGUAGUAAGCAUUUUAAACACGAUUAUUUAUGACGAGUGUAAGCAUCAUAUUUGAACAACAUUUUGAGCACGUUUUUCUUAUCGUUACAUACGAAAUAUAAGUUAGCAUGUUGAACACGUAUUGUUGGUUCUUGUUUAAUAUUAGUGCUUAAAAGAUUUAUCA
Molecule: messenger RNA, 1687 nt
Organism: Cuscuta epithymum
Lineage: Eukaryota; Viridiplantae; Streptophyta; Magnoliopsida; Solanales; Convolvulaceae
Source: the annotation of a GenBank genome assembly